Messenger RNA from Etheostoma cragini (Arkansas darter), 618 nucleotides. RefSeq names its product cytochrome c oxidase subunit NDUFA4. The transcript has 4 exons. Bases 201 to 449 code for a protein of 82 amino acids. The record is from RefSeq and is a predicted model, not a curated record. Lineage: Eukaryota; Metazoa; Chordata; Actinopteri; Perciformes; Percidae.
CCCUCUCAUUCAUCUAACAGGAGGGAGGGUUUGGGACAGAGCUGAGGGGAUUGGCAACAGGUUUCACUGCACUGGUCCAAAUACUUCAGCUAACAACCAGCUCUUUCUUUAAUGCACAUGGAUAAAUUUGUCAGAUGUUAACGGUCAGUUUUUAUUUCUGUGGAUUUAUUUGCUUCUUCUUCCGGAAUAAUAAUUAAAAGAUGAUUAAGACCAUGUUUGAACAUGCAAAGAAACAUCCUGGGUUAAUCCCUCAAUUUUUCUUCCUGACUCUGGGCAUCACAGGGGCCACCUUCUAUCUGAUCCGCCUGGCAAGAGGACCUCAUGUCACCCUGUGGGACAAGAAGAACAACCCAGAGCCCUGGAACAGGCUCGACCCAACCUACCAGUACAAGUUUGUGGCGGUCAACACGGACUACAAGAACCUGAAGAAAGAUGGCCCUGACUUCUAAAGGUCCUCCAGGCAACUCCAGGGGCACCAAGUUUGGCAGGACCUCCUGCUGUCGCCUCAGUGGUGUGAAACGUCAUCCUGAAUAUUUCCUCAGUCUCACCUCCACGGCAACAGCUCUGAAUUAACACUGUAACCCUGUGGGUAAACUAUUAAAGAUAACAUGAGACAGA